Molecule: messenger RNA, 1702 nt
Organism: Gracilinanus agilis (Agile Gracile Mouse Opossum)
Lineage: Eukaryota; Metazoa; Chordata; Mammalia; Didelphimorphia; Didelphidae
Gene: C1H7orf25
Product: chromosome 1 C7orf25 homolog
Exons: 2
Coding region: 233-1498 (421 amino acids)
Source: RefSeq, a predicted model, not a curated record
CUAGGUUAAAGGAUGCGGGUGAGAGUGCGCAGGCGCCUAGGGCCCCCGGCAGGCGUCGCUGCUGAGCUUCGGUAUUUGGUCUGCGCGGUGGCGGAGCGCGCCAAGCUAGGGGCCGCGGGAGCGGAGGGACGGACAAACGGAGGGAGAACCUAGAGCUGCCUGGGCGGUAGCUGGACGGAGCAAGGCCCCCGCCGCUGACCAAAGGGAUCCCAGUAGGAAGGAUGCUGCCAGCAUGUCGGUGCAGUCGAUGCUUCGCGAGCGCAUCGCGGCGGCCGAGGAGCUGAUCGGGCGGGCCGAGGCGCUGUCGGGCUCCCGGAAGGGCGGCGUGGAGGGCGGCGCCAAGCUGUGCAGCAAGCUCCGGGCCGAGCUCAAGUUCCUGCGCAAGGUGGAGGCUGGCCGCGUGGCCGUGAAGGAGUCGCACCUGCAGAGCACCAACCUGACGCACCUGCGGGCCGUGGUGGAGGCGGCCGAGAGCCUGGAGGCCGUCGUGGCGGUGCUGCACGUCUUUGGCUACGCGGAUGGGGCCGGCGACAAGCAGACGCUCGUGGUGGACGUGGUGGCCAACGGCGGCCACACGUGGGUCAAGGCCAUCGGCCGCAAGGCCGAGGCCCUGCACAACAUCUGGCUGGGCCGCGGCCAGUACGGCGACCGGAGCGUGGUGGAGCAGGCCGAGGACUUCCUGCGCGCCAGCGCCCAGCAGCCCGUGCAGUACAGCAGCCCCCGCGUCGUCUUCGCCUUCUACAACGGCGUGUCCAGCCCCGUGGCCGACGAGCUGAGGGGGAUGGGCGUCUCCGUCCGGGGGGACAUCGUGGCCGUGAACACCCCCCCGGAGCGACCCGAGCGGCUCCUGCCCGGCGAUGGCGAGUCGGACGAGGAGGCUCCGGGGCUCCCGCCGGUGACCCGCGUGGACAGGGAGAACGUCGUGGCCAGCGUGGCCUUCCCCACUGAGGUCAAGGUGGACAUGUGCGGCCGCGUGAACCUGGACAUCACCACCCUCAUCACGUACGUGUCGGCGCUGAGCUACGGCGGCUGCCGCUUCGUCUUCCGCGAGAAGGUGCUGACCGAGCAAGCCGUCCAGGAGCGCCGGGAGCGCGUCCUGCCCCAGCUCGAGGCCUUCAUGGCCGGCAAGGAGCUGUUCGCCUGCGAGUCGGCCGUCAAGGACUUCCAGGCCAUUCUGGACACCCUGGGGGGCCCCGGGGAGAGGGAGCGGGCCGCCCGGCUCAUCCAGGGGGUCCGCGUGGUGCCGGACCAGCCCUCCGAGCGGGCCUUGAGACUGGUGGCGAGUUCCAAGAUCAACAGCCGCUCGCUCACCAUCUUCGGGACGGGAGACACCCUGAGAGCCGUCACCAUGACGGCCAACAGCGGCUUCGUGAGGGCCGCCGCCAACCAGGGCGUGAAGUUCAGCGUCUUCAUCCACCAGCCGCGGGCGCUCACUGAGAGCAAAGAGGCGCUCGCCACCCCCCUACCAAAGAGCUGCCCGGCCGGUGGCGGGCUCUGACACCUCGAGGGAGGGUCCGCCUUCCCCGGACCCGCCGCCCCACAGCCUCUCCCCAAAGGACAGGAUGGAGGACCGAGGGCCGCCGGACGUCCACCCGUGGAGUCCCAGCAGAGGGAGCCACCGCUGUGGGCUUCGUCGAGAGAGGGGGGGUUUCCGGGUAGUUUGUGUCUAAGGCGUCCCCCAUUAAAUAUCUAUCUGGUUAAA